AUAUAUUUUCCGUAAAGUUGACGUUUACCGAACACUGGAGCUUCUGUUCGGGAGUUCAUCUCUCCAUUAAUGGCGGGUGUGACACUUCGGAGCGGUUGCUUGCGGGGCCUGCCCGAUGGUGACUUGCUUGACCCGGCGUUCCAGCAGCGGUUGGAAGAUGCAAGAGCACUGCUCAGGCAGGAGAUCCAGAAAGAGCUAAAAAUCAAAGAGGCAGCAGAGCGACUUCGACGUGCCGUCACCAACAAGAAAAGUGCCGCCGAUGUGGAAGGUCAACUGCGCGCAUCCACUCGCAAGCUGGAACAGCUGCACUGGGAGCUGCAGGAGCUGAAUGCACGUGCGAUGGCUACGGAGAAAGAGACCACUACAGAUGCUGCCAUUUCUCCAGAUCCAUGCCACUGGGAGGACUGCACGUCACCUCUGGCCAACCGCGUCCGCACCCUAAAGAAACAGUUAAACAUGGAGCUGAAGGUGAAACAGGGAGCCGAGAAUAUCAUCCAGAUGUAUGCCAGCAGUUCAGUGAAGGACCGAAAGAUGCUGUCCACAGCCCAGCAGAUGCUGCAGGAUAGCCGGACUAAAAUUGAGCUGCUGCGCAUGCAAAUCGUCAAAGUGACUCAGGCCAAAGAGGGAGAGCGGGGGGCCGCAGAUUCGGACGGCCGUCCCUCCGAAACCAUCAGCCCCCUGGAACUGAGGAUGGAGGAGCUCAGGCACCAUCUGAGAAUAGAGGCUGCAGUGGCUGAAGGAGCAAAAAACGUGGUGAGACAGCUUGGGGGACGCAGGGUUCAAGACCGCCGUGCACUGGCUGAGGCUCAAGCACGUCUGCAGGAGUCUUCUCAAAAGCUGGAUCUUCUGCGUCUGUCUCUGGAGCGAAUGCUUAUGGAGCUUCCUUCAGAUCAUUUUAAACGGACUGCCAUUAAAGAAGAGCUGACUGUGGGGAGCUCGCCCAGCCUGGGCCUGCAGCGAGACCGUCAGCAUUCUUCAUCGUCUGCCUCUUCCUCUUCGCUCUUCAAACCGGCAAGCCUUACAGGUCGGCUGGAGGUCAGGUUAAUGGGCUGUCAGGAUCUGUUGGAGUCUGUGCCAGGUCGUUGUCGGGUAUCCUGUGCCUCCUCUUCUCCCAGCAGCCCCUCAGAAGCCAAGUCUCUAAGGAUGAGGGCCGGGCUGUCCACACGCAGCACCAAUGGCAAAACACCUAAAACCGAUGAGCUGUCAACCGAGAUCAGUGCAGUGUUGAAGGUGGAUAACCGAAUGGUGGGCCGCACUUGCUGGCGACCUGUGGGCAAAGAGGCGUGGGACCAAAGCUUCACCAUUGAACUAGAGAGGUCUCGGGAGCUGGAGAUCGGGGUUUAUUGGCGAGACUGGAGAGCUUUGUGUGCUGUUAAAUUCCUGCGCCUGGAGGAUUUCCUAGAUAACCAGCGGCACGGCAUGUGUCUUUACCUGGAACCACAAGGAACACUGUUCGCCGAGGUGAAAUUCAUAAACCCGGUCAUUGAGCGGCACCCGAAGCUACAGCGUCAAAAGCGUAUAUUUCCCAAAGAAAAAGGUAAAAACUUUCUGCGAGCUGCCCAGAUGAACAUGAACUUUGCCACGUGGGGUCGUCUAAUGAUGAGUGUGUUGCCUCCGUGCAGUAGUACCAUCACUGCUAUGAGUCCCCCCCUGGCCUCUUCCGACAUGCUUUCUCCCCCUGCUCUCCAAGAAUCCAAUCUCAUCUCCCCUCCAUCUACAGAGAAACCAUCCAUGAUCACCUCUCCUCCAGCAGGAGAUCCAGCAAUUGUCAAACUGAAUUUCAGUGAGGAGCGACCUCCCAAACCCCCACGUCUGUACCUGACAAAGCCUCCAUUAACAGACAGCCCUGCGUCUAUGAACUCAAAAGGAAAUGCUAAUGAGAGUUCUAGAGUCAGAGCUGCAGGCCACGCCACUCUUAAGAAAAACGACGAGCUGCAGAUGGAGGAUUUUAUCUGUGUUUCUGUACUUGGUAGAGGCCACUUUGGAAAGGUGCUGUUAGCAGAGUAUAAGUGCACAGGGAAGCUUUAUGCCAUCAAAGCCUUGAAGAAAGGGGACGUGGUGACACGGGAUGAAGUUGACAGUCUGAUGUGUGAGAAGAGGAUUUUCGAGACCAUUAAUGUGUCCAAUCACCCAUUUCUGGUGAAUCUUCAUGGCUGCUUCCAGACAUGUGACCAUGUGUGUUUUGUUAUGGAGUAUUCGCCAGGGGGAGAUCUGAUGACCCACAUACACACCAGCAUCUUCACUGAGCGUCAGGCACGGUUUUAUUCUGCUUGUGUACUUCUGGGUCUUGAGUUUCUUCAUCAGAACAAAAUUGUUUACCGAGAUCUAAAGUUGGAUAAUCUGUUGAUGGAUGCUGAUGGCUUUGUGAGAAUAGCAGAUUUUGGACUUUGCAAAGAAGGUAUGGGACAUGGGGACCAUACGUCCACCUUCUGUGGUACUCCAGAAUUCCUGGCCCCUGAGGUCUUGACCGACAGCACUUACACCCGAGCUGUGGAUUGGUGGGGACUUGGAGUGCUUAUCUAUGAGAUGCUGGUGGGAGAGUCUCCGUUUCCAGGUGACGAUGAAGAGGAAGUGUUUGACAGCAUUGUGAAUGAUGAAGUACGCUACCCCAGGUUUCUCUCCCCAGAGUCAGUCUCUAUUAUUCAGAAGCUGCUGCAGAAAACCCCAGAAAAACGUCUUGGUGCUGGAGAACAAGAUGGUAAUGAAGUGAAAAAGCACAGAUUCUUUCAGGGAGUGGAUUGGGAAGCUUUGUUAGCCAAGCGAGUGAAGCCUCCGUUCCUGCCGAGCAUCAAAGCCCCAGCAGACGUCAGCAACUUCGACGAGGAGUUCACGCGGCUCAAGCCGGUUCUCACCCCUCCACAGACGCCCUUCUUUCUCACGGCCGAGCAGCAGCAGAUCUUUGCAGAUUUUGACUUCUCCUCGUUGCCCUAACUGCCUGGGACGUGAAGGAUGAGUGGUUGUGACAUAUCAAGGUUCGGUCUCGUCUGUCCGUGCUGUAUUUCUGUUUUCUGUCUCUACCUAUGCAGUUGAACUAAGUGAAGCUGACUCACUGUCACUUGUUAUGUCCUUUACUUCUACUAACUACCCAUCCAAGUUUAUCCAGUGCAGACCUCAGAGCAGGGAACAAGGUUAAUGCAAGAGAACGAGCCAUCACUGUGAGCUAAGCUUUAUCUGUCAUGUGUUGGUAGUAUUUGGCUUUGUGACCAUUUAUGUGCCUGGUGUUAAAACAACUUGUAACAUGUAACUGAAUGUAAUUUUAAUUUUGAGCCUCUAGUGUCUUGUAGUAUCUGCACAGUUAAAGGAAUACUUCAGAUAUUCAACCUAAUCUCUGUCACAGCUCCAUUGUAGACAAUGACCACAGACCAGACACAUUCCUGUACUGUACUGUAUUUGCUCAGAAUUUAAGCUUAGCAGGUAGGGAAUAGCACGUUUUUAUAGAAAAUGUCAUGUUUGACAGCAUUAAUAAUGCAAAUUUGUGCAAAAGUAACAGAAAUUAAAAGGUUUUUAGAGGAAAGAAUUAAUGUAAAUUUGUGGCCAAAUGUUACUAAUCAUGUUUCAUUUAAUUAGGCAUCUCACCACUAGGCCAUUUAUCCUAACGUAAAGUUAUGAGUUAGAAAGCAUACCCUACACAGAGUUCCAGUCUUCUAGGAAUAAUUUAGAGUAGCCAAUGUGUACCUACUGUCACAUUUUUAUAUGUGUGGGGAAAAAAAUAGUACCAGAAAGGACUGGAACCCCACACAGAUACCAAAAUAACAUAUUGUACUGCAUACAGACCAGCGCUCAGGAUCAAACCUGGAGCAAUUCAGCACUAAAACCACCUGCUGUGCCACUGACACCCGCCAUAGUACUUUACAAAGUGUUUCUCUAGUGUUCGAUAGUUAAAUAAAGCAUAAAAACAGCUUUGUUUGGGAGAGACAUAAGACAGAGUUUUGAUAAUGCUUAAGAGAGUCACAAAUCUGUAUUUUUCAGCACAGGCAUGUGUGGGGUUUUUUUUUUUACUGUGGUAAUUGCAUGCAGAUGCAGUGGACAAAGAGUAGGUUGAAAUUUAGAUGUGACAAGUAGUUGCUUGCGAGUUUUCCUUUUUCAGCUCAUCGUGCAGUGUAGUGAAAAGUCUUCCAAUUUAUUGCAGCAGUAGACUUGUUGCAUUCUUACACUGAUGCUAAAAUGAAAACUGAAGAAACCUCAGUGCUAUACAUGCUCCUUCAAAACCUGCAAUAUUUGAAACAUAUGAAGGACGGAAUGCUAUGAGUUGUAAAAAAUCUGCAAUAGCUCUUCCGUAUGAUGGGGUGUAUAUAUGUCAAAGAUUGAUAGAUACAUGUACCUCAGAAAAAAGGCAGAUCAGAUUUCAGACUUGAUCUGCAUCAUUUUUUGCUGGAACGAGUGAUUUGUUAAUCUAUAACCCUCCAUUUAUUAUUAACUCUUUAUUCUCAUUUAAAU
Messenger RNA from Trichomycterus rosablanca, 4437 nucleotides. RefSeq names its product protein kinase N3 (gene pkn3). Gene Ontology annotation, biological process: signal transduction; protein phosphorylation. Gene Ontology annotation, molecular function: protein serine/threonine kinase activity; small GTPase binding; ATP binding. The transcript is spliced from 22 exons. Bases 70 to 2931 code for a protein of 953 amino acids. The record is from RefSeq and is a predicted model, not a curated record. Gene Ontology annotation, cellular component: nucleus; cytoplasm. NCBI's taxonomy places the organism in Eukaryota, Metazoa, Chordata, Actinopteri, Siluriformes, Trichomycteridae.